CACUGUAAACAUGAAUAAUGCACAGAGGGCAGCAGUGUGUGAAUAAGGAAGUGGCACUGAAGUGACUCGAUCUCAAAGUGUUUCGGAAAGAUAUGACUGGGCUGUCCUGCCGUAAGACAUACACCCAAACUGAGUAAAAACUUUAAAACCGACCCUCUCUGUUACUAAGAGGACGUGAAAAGUGCAUGUAAAUUGAACGGGCAUAUCAGACUUAAACAGACGAACAGACUUGCACCAUCUGCAAGAAUGAGAUUCAUUGCACUUGCCGUCAUUCUUUGUGCUGGAUAUUUCUGUUCAACAGCCUUUGCCCAUCCUCGGGGAGAUUGGACAAAACUCAUCAUAACUCGACAUUGGCCACAGACAUUUUGCAGUGUGGAACAAUGCACAACAAAUUUAAGCUAUUGGACUCUGCAUGGAUUAUGGCCCAACACUGGCAUGAGGUGCAAUACAUCCUGGCAUUUUAAUGUCAGUUUGAUCGAGGACUUAAUCCCAGAAAUGGAAAAAUACUGGCCAGAUCUGCUAGCACCUACUUCCCCCAAAUUUUGGCAAUAUGAAUGGACAAAGCAUGGAACCUGUGCUGCGAAAGCUGAUUCUCUGAACAGUCAACACAAAUACUUCAGCAAAGCUCUCGAGCUAAACCUCAAGUAUGACCUCAAUAGUGUUUUAAAGAACAACAACAUCGUCCCCUCUGAGGAGUACUACACACUGGAUCAGGUGGAGACAGCCAUUACCGGCUUUUUCGGAGUGAAGUCUAAGAUUCAGUGCGUCCAUUCAGGAAAGGUUCAGACUUUGGGCCAAAUAGAGCUCUGCGUCGACAGGGAUUUCCAGCUGAUCGAUUGCGAAAAGUCAAGCAAAGAAAUCUGGAGCAAUGACAUCCCCGCAGUGCUCGUCAGUAGCCAGUCAGAUCUCAGUGUGUGUGAUCACUCCGUGCCGGUCUAUUACCCUCCGGUGCCCAGCAGAUCAUAGAGGUGGGCAACCCCAGACCUCGUGUGGGAGGAGUGUGAAAUCACUGAGCAAGAGAGUUCAGACCAGGAUUCAUCCUGUAUUUGAAACACUGGAAACAGUGUGGAAAACUUUCCUGAUUACACUAUAUUUUUAAGCAAUUGCACAUUAUAUUCCUUUGUUGUUUUAAAUGAUGAUGCUGGAACAGUCUAGUGAAGAUUUAAGGGUGUCACAGCCUGCUGGAUUCUACUGGGGUCACUUUUUAUUGCAGGUUCUGUAGGUUUUACAGUUUACUGUUGCUGAACCAAACUGCUGUCAUUUUUCUCAUUUUUUUUUUUCCUGAUUACAUUUACCACAAAAUUGAAAGAAUGAAAUAAUAAAUUAAGCAUGUUAUUUUUUUAAAUGUUUUAAUAUUUUUUUUUAAUGUUACUUUUAUGACAUUUAGAGUCAUAAAUGGCCACUGUGCAUGUAGACAUUUUACUCCCCCCCGAUUCACAUUAUUCUAAAUUAUUCUCUUUUAAUAAUACAGUAUUUUUAUUAUAGUAAAAACCUUUUUUUUUGUAAGCUAAUGGCUCAAUUUCCAUGAAAGUAACCUACUGAUCUUAACAGAAAGUUAAAAUGUAUCUUUAUUAUUAAGCAAAAUGCAAGUCUUUUCUUUUGAUUCUAAUAUGAGUUAUGACCCAUCAUGUUUUCAACCCAUUCUCUGAUAUUCACUUCUUUUUAUAUUACAGACCUAGAGCUGUAUA
Messenger RNA from Carassius auratus (goldfish), 1688 nucleotides. Its product is annotated as ribonuclease T2. NCBI's taxonomy places the organism in Eukaryota, Metazoa, Chordata, Actinopteri, Cypriniformes, Cyprinidae. Gene Ontology annotation, cellular component: extracellular region. The coding region runs from base 247 to 966 and encodes 239 amino acids. Gene Ontology annotation, molecular function: RNA binding; ribonuclease T2 activity. The transcript has 10 exons. The record is from RefSeq and is a predicted model, not a curated record. Gene Ontology annotation, biological process: RNA catabolic process.